Molecule: messenger RNA, 4492 nt
Organism: Dipodomys spectabilis (banner-tailed kangaroo rat)
Lineage: Eukaryota; Metazoa; Chordata; Mammalia; Rodentia; Heteromyidae
Gene: Dnajc27
Product: DnaJ heat shock protein family (Hsp40) member C27
Exons: 7
Coding region: 150-971 (273 amino acids)
Molecular function (GO): GTP binding; GTPase activity
Source: RefSeq, a predicted model, not a curated record
CAUCCGCGCCCGCUGCCUGAGGAUGGAGAGCCGCGAACCCCAGGCUGUGACGACAGCUGCAGCUCCACCUUUGGUCGAGGAGGCCUGAGGGACCGGCCACCUUGGUGCACCAGGAGACCGAGGCGAGUGGCCUCGAGAGAGUGAGGACAAUGGAAGCCAACGUGCCAAAGCGGAAGGAGCCUGGAAAAUCCCUCCGCAUCAAAGUCAUCUCCAUGGGCAACGCCGAAGUGGGGAAAAGCUGUAUUAUAAAGCGGUACUGUGAGAAAAGAUUUGUGUCUAAAUACCUUGCAACAAUUGGAAUUGACUAUGGAGUCACAAAAGUACAAGUCAGAGAUAGAGAAAUCAAAGUCAACAUCUUUGAUAUGGCUGGCCAUCCCUUCUUCUAUGAGGUGCGCAAUGAAUUCUACAAGGACACACAGGGCGUGAUUCUGGUCUAUGACGUUGGGCAGAAAGACUCCUUCGAUGCCCUUGAUGCAUGGCUGGCAGAAAUGAAGCAGGAGCUUGGGCCUCAUGGAAAUAUGGACAAUAUUAUAUUUGUGGUGUGUGCCAACAAGAUCGACUGCACGAAGCAUCGCUGCAUUGAUGAAAGUGAAGGGCGUCUCUGGGCUGAAAGUAAAGGGUUUCUGUAUUUUGAAACUUCAGCACAAACUGGAGAAGGUAUCAAUGAGAUGUUUCAGACCUUUUAUGUGUCCAUAGUUGACUUAUGUGAAAAUGGUGGGAAGCGUCCAACUACAAACAGCAGUGCUAGUUUCACCAAAGAACAAGCAGACACAAUUCGCAGAAUUCGCAAUAGCAAAGAUAGCUGGGACAUGCUGGGAGUCAAACCCGGGGCAUCAAGGGAGGAAGUCAAUAAGGCCUACCGGAAGCUUGCUGUGCUGCUCCACCCUGACAAAUGCACGGCUCCUGGGAGUGAAGAUGCCUUCAAAGCAGUUGUGAAUGCCCGGACAGCCCUCCUGAAAAACAUCAAAUAGGAGACAGAGGGAGACAGCGUUUAGUGCAGACAGACCCCUCUAGUUGAAAAGCCUGCAUGGAGUUUUCCUUCAUGAAAUCUCUCUGCUCUGUUCUCUCCUGUGCCGUCAUUUGUAGCUCGGUAAUGCAGGUGCCUUUUACCAUCUUGCAGGCAUUUACAACAAAGGAUCUGCCUUUGCGUGAGGUGAAGAGAAGCCCGCGUCCUAUGCACUGCACUCCCUUUCCUAUUAUCAGAGUUGGGUUUUCUCAUCUGUUUGUAAGCUUUGUAAUGGGAUUGCCCUUUAGACACAGGCUUGAGAAAGUCCAUGAGGUUACUGGAGGGAGACAAGAGACAGUGUGAAUUUCACGCUUUUACUUUUUAAUUCAUCAUCAGAGAAAAAAGUGGAGGGAGAGAAAACAAAAACAAGCAGACAACUUUCAAGCCCCCAGAAGGCUUGGUUAAAAACAAGUUGUUUCAUUAUCAAUGAAAUGAGUUCCUUUGGUGAUAUUUUAAUUAUCAUUCUAUAAUUAGCUUAGUGUGGUGGCACAUUUGUAUAAUACCAGCACUAAGGAGCCUGAAACAGAAAGAUUGAGAGGUCUAAGCCUUCCUGGGCUACUAGAGUCCCUGUCUGAAAAAAAAAAAAAAAGUAAAAGGCAUCUAUAGUGAGCUCUGGGCACCCCUGUGGAACUAUGUGGAAUAGAGUGACAAUUCUGAUUGACAUUCACUGUGUUUCCUUCGGCAGCCACCAGGGGGAGAGAGAAGCCAGUGCUAAGAGAAGAGUGGGAGGCAGGCUUAGAUGUGGGAACACUACUGGGGCUUACCCGUCCCACCAUCUGAGGCCUUUGCAUGCUGUAGAAAUGGUUGCUGGGAGCAGCUGGGAGCCCUGUGCACUGGAAUGAGACGCAGGCUCCAUGACAGAAGCACUUGCAGGGUACGCUGGAGACUGCACAUGGCCAAACAUAGGCACAUACCCAGAGGGGAAGACCAGCUAAGAGCAGGUGUGUUUGUAGGAGAGGCAGUGUCCUCACAAGCCUCUGUCAGGCUUCCACACCUCUUCUUCCCUCUCUUUGUCUUUCUAUACUCACAUCUGCCUCAGCCUCCUCUCUUCCCCCCUGCCAGCCUUGCCCUGGGCUUGGUUGGCCAGAAACAAGUUGAUCCUUUGGGGACAGUGGGGCAAAUCUAAGCCCUGUAUGGGACAGAAUACUUCUAAUUUCUGCUUGGGCUACAAAUUUCUAAAUAGCAAAAAUCCUAAGCUACAGAUUAUAAAAACUAAUUUCCCAUGGAGAAUCUGUUCCGUGGCACAGUAUCAUAGGGAGUGGAGAAGAGGCAUAGUGUAGAGGAGGUCUUCUCUCCAGUGCUUGGGGAACCUGCCUGUGGCCUGACUCAUUAUGGCAUCACUCUCAUUAUAUCACAUUUUUAGCUGCAGCCACCUGUGCCAGUUGGAGCUUUGAAGUAGAGCAAAUGUUACUAUUCUGUGAGUUUUAACCGCUUUCCCAUCCCAUAUUGAUUGCCAAAUAGCAUAACUUUAGUAGCUAAGUACCAUCCAAGCUACUUCACUUUUCUGGGUUUUUCACUUCCCUGAAAGCAGCCUCACUUUGUGUGUCAGAAACAGAGCAUUGUUCCCCAAUAUCAGUUUCCUCUGAGUGAUCAUCAAAAAUGCUUAAUUUUCUUUUUUAAGGAGUUGAGAUCUGAUGGAUUACUUCUUGUGAGAUUUUAUUCUGGCCAUUAAAGUAGCUUUUGGGACUACAAGACCCCUACUGAAAUUCUUUUGGUCUAAGUUUUGCUUAAGGCCUUUCUCCUGUCUAAAAUACUCUAGCUUCAGGUUUCUCUUGUAACAGAAUGAAGGAGUCUUUGAAUGAGUAAUUGUACUUAGGCUGUCUGCCCAAAUUGCCUGGACAGCUCUCUGAGGGCAUGGCCCUGCGUAAGGAAUUAAACACUCAGUCACCUCAUUCAGUGUCCUUUCUCAGAUGAGUGAUUAGAGCAGAAAGAAUUCUCUAGAGCUGCAUUCAUACAUUCACAGUCGUUUUUUCAGAUGUAGCCUGGGCUUAGGUUUCAGGACUGGGUUUUCAACAAACUUCAUUAUUAACAUUCAGAAUGGCCAUAUGCUACUUUAUGUACUUAAUAGGAAUAAAAUAGGGAAGUGCUAAGGUUGUAGAAUUUUUCAGAUGUCAGUACCCCAGCCUCAGAACGUUAAGAUGUAACAGAGAAUGAUUUGCAAUGAGAAGUAUUUUUAGUACAAACUUCAUGCCAAACGUUUACAGAUCUCAUGCAUUAAUUUAAGUGCUUGGAGCAGAUGUAUACUUCGUAGUUGAACCUUAUUAAAGUGUCUUCAUGCAGUUAAGAUUUCAAAACACAUUGGUGAGAGUCACAACUAGCAGAAUAAUUUUCAAAAAGAAUAAAAAGUUUGAACAGCUAUAAUUAAAGAAAAGCCAUGUCUUCCACAUCUGAGUCACCACGAAAAAACACUUCUUAAACUUGUGAGAAAUCCCUGGAGGCAUUUGGGAUUGUCUCCCAUCAGCCUACUUAAGCACUUUAAGGACUUCUCCCAUUUGUUCCCCAGCUUCCAUCUCUUGUGCCUCCUCCUUCUCAACUGUCAAUAUUUCUUUCACUUCAGCACUGUCUUUUAUUUCUUCAUGUAAAUGUGCUUACAGUUUUAGUAGCCUGUUAGUUUAAAGUAUAGACUUGCUACUCAGCAGUGCUAAGAUCACUGUACUUGUGAAGAUUGCACACCAGUCUAAGUCUUACAUUUACCUCAGGAAACUUAUUCUAAUGGUAAGUAUUUGAAUUCACAAGUGUAUUGAAUUCUCACGUGGUAAAUAUUUCUUUAUGCCUAGAAAGUAGCACCUCAUUCAUGAUUAGUUAAAUGAGCCAUAGAUAAGGCAGUUAGAUGCCUGGAAUGUCUCCUCAGAGCUGUGACAGUCACCAGAGGGAGGGAGAGAUUUCCAGCUCAGGUUAGAGCUGUGUGCAGAUUGCCUUGUGAUAGUGACAGUACUGCCCCUCUAACUGUAAACUCAGUAGGCUUAGAAAGGCUCCUCAUUUGUCCCUGCACCCCUGGAACUUGCCUGAGUCUGCCACUGCUUUUUGUAGAACUUGAGGUAAUGAAUUUAGCUGCUUGGCAGAGUACAGAGCAGUUCCUGUCUCUCAUACUUGGUAUUGAGCACAAUUUUAAGACAGUCAGUGCUGUCUGGACAUUGAUAUUUUCCAUUAUCCAUUCCUACAAAAGAAAGAAGCUUGUGAUGUGGAUAAAAAGUGAGAUUAUAUCUAAUAAGCAGUGCAAUAUUAAGCUGUACAGUGCCAUGAAGGCCCUUGGUGAGGGGCUUUUGCUGGGACCUUGACCUUUUGGGUUAGCUGUUUGCCCUGGAUGCCCCCUGGGCAUUCUUGCCCUCUGACUGUGAAUGCAGAGUCUUUGCUCCUGAAAGGUAAUGCCCAUAUUUGCUUUCUGGUGAACUAACUGAAGCUGUUAAAUCUAUGUUUAUGUCUUGUAUACAGAGUGCCAUACGUAUUUAAGUUGUGUAUUUUUAUAAAGUAAAGCCAAAUAUCAAA